Molecule: messenger RNA, 1782 nt
Organism: Rhizophagus irregularis DAOM 181602=DAOM 197198
Lineage: Eukaryota; Fungi; Glomeromycota; Glomeromycetes; Glomerales; Glomeraceae
Source: RefSeq, a predicted model, not a curated record
UUAAAAAUUAUGGCGUCAAGCCAAACACCUUUAAAACGAAGGAGUGAAAAGCAAAAUCAAGAAUUUAUUAAAACCCGCGUUAAAAAUGAAUAUUCUUUAGAUACAGUUAGUGAUAAUAACUGGCAAUUAUUUAUGUGGUUCGCUUCCUUGGAAACAGUUGAGAAUUAUAUUUGUUUAUUUAUUCUUGUUUGGGAUAUUAUUCCAGUACGAAAUAGUGCACAAUUUUCAAAAGAAUUAAGGGAAGAAACUGAUAAUUUAAUUCAAAUUAUCAAGGAGUUAAAUAUUUCAAAAGAAAACGAUAAUAAUUAUUCUAAAAUGUUAGAUGAUUACAAAGGUUAUCGUUUUUUAAGUAGUCAAACUUUUAGACAAAAUUUAGUUCAUAAUGUUUGGAAAGAAUUGGAAAACCAUGGAUUAAAGAAUAAUUCUUAUGCGGUUUCGGAACAAUUAAGCCGUUGUUCAUUAUUUCAAAAAAAAGAGUUAAGAGCGAUGAUUUUAUCUAGGAUAAAAUCCUUUCAAUCAUUUUCAAGAAAAAUAAAAGAAGCAAAAGAAUUACAACAAGUACCCCUUAAUAAUAAGAUGAAAGAUGAAAAUCAAGAAUUAAUUUUAAGUGAAAAUAAAAGUUUGGAAAAUCAAAUAGUUGGUUUAGCCGAUAAUAAAUCACAAAUUGGUAAUUCAGUAAGUCUUGAAGAUGAGUCGCGAGAUACUCAAGAACUUAAGAAAAGAGAAAACGAGAAUUUAAAAACUCAAGUAAAAGAAUUAAUAAAAGAAAAUUCGAAACAACAGGCAGCUCUUGAUAAUUUAACAAAUGUAUUUUGGAACGAUGAUGAGUCGCAUAAUUCAAAAAAAUUGAUUCAAGACAUUACAGAUUUACAAGAUAUGCUUACAGAUUUCACAAUGGUUCAAGGAAGUGAUUAUAAGAUAAAUAACAAUGAGGCAAAUUCUCUUUUAAGAGCUUUUAAAUGCGAAGUAAAUUGUCCUAGUUCGCGAGCAAGCCUUGUUUUGGGAUUUUUACUUCAAAGGAUUACAAUUGCCAAAAUUAUAGAAGAAGUUGAAAAAUAUUUAAAUGGCUUUUCUAAAAAUCAAGAGAUGACUCUUGAGAGGGAUAUCGUAAAUACUACCGAAACCUUAAUUAAUCAGAUAAUAUUAUUUGAAAAAAAUUUGAAGGGAGAAGACGAUACCACUAAGAUUACACCAAUCAAAAUUCGGCAGAAUGUUUAUUCAGCUCUUAGUCAUCGUGGCUUUCCAAGUGAUCACUCUUUAAUCAAAAGCACAGCAAGUAAAUUGUUGUAUAAGAUGAAUAAAUAUAGAAAAAUUGUAGAUGAAGAAACUAAAAGUGAAAUGGAUGAUCAAGCUAUUCAAAUAACUCAUAAAGUUAUUAAUAUUUUUUAUUUUAGUUUUAAAACACAAGCUUCUGUACCAACCUAUAAAUUUUUCGAUGCCGGUCAAGCUUUGGAACCGCAUCUCAUGAAAGGAGCUUUUGGAAAUGAUGAAUCUAAAAAAUUGGAAGUAGAAAUUUGUGGAUUUCCUUGCAUCGGCAUAUUUACUGGUGAUAAAUUGAGUGAUAGAAUUUUUAUAAAAGCGCAAAUUAUUCCAAGAUCGAAGCGUUUAUCAUAGGAAGUAAAAUUUUCGAUAACCAUAAUUGGGUUAUCUGUUAAGGAGUAAAUAUUAUAUUUAUUUAUAAAUUAUUGAUUUUUUUCUUUAUAUAUAUUGAAAAUUAUGUAAUUUAGGACAUUGUAUAUAAACAGUGAAAUAAAUUUAAAGAUAUUUCUAAUCAAUAUAUAU